This is a messenger RNA of Lachancea dasiensis, 999 nucleotides long. The record is from the annotation of a GenBank genome assembly. NCBI's taxonomy places the organism in Eukaryota, Fungi, Ascomycota, Saccharomycetes, Saccharomycetales, Saccharomycetaceae.
AUGAAGACAGGAAUAUUGUUUUUAGUCCUUCACUUCUUGGGUGCUAUAGGGUUCAUCAAUGGUAAACUCUUUGGCCAAGAGUUCUAUGACGAUACUUUGAACGUGAGAUUGAGCCUUAAUGACUUUGAUAAAUCGAGCCUACUUCUUCCUUUUAACGUGACAAGAACUCCGGGAAGUCCAGGAUCCCAGAAGACACAAAAAUUCAUUGAGAGUCAUUUCAAUCAGUUGAGGAACGACUGGCUCUUUGAGGAAGACAAGUUUUCACAAAGUGACUUCAACUUCACUAAUCUGGUUUUCACUCUUGGACAAAAUGCUAGCAGCUAUUUAAUUUUGUCGGCUCAUUAUGAUUCUAAACUGGUACCUGAGGGUUUUGUUGGUGCAAUAGAUAGUGCAGCAUCCUGUGGUAUCCUCUUGUACAUUGCUGAGUUUGUCGAUUCGCUAUUUGACGGCCGCCAGGACAUUACACAGAAAGAAUUCCACCAGGAGCCUAUGGGUCUCAAGAUAGUAUUCUUUGAUGGAGAAGAAGCCCUCAAGGAAUGGACUUCUGAGGAUUCGAUCUAUGGUUCCAAGCACCUUGCAGAGAAGUGGAGUAAGGACGGAACAAUGAGCAAGAUAGAUCUUUUCAUAUUGCUCGAUCUGUUGGGCAGUGUUGACAACGUCAGGGUACCUAGCUAUUUUUCCAGCUCAGCCGAGGAAUACAAACAUUUGAUAGAAAUCGAGAGUCUCAAUCAGCACAAUCUUCCCUAUCGCGAAACUUUAUUCGAUAGCGAGGACCCCCGAUUCCAGAACUACAAUGGGAUAGUGAUUGAGGAUGAUCACCUGCCGUUUUUAAAAAACGGUGUUCGCAUUAUGCAUCUUAUUCCGCUGCCAUUUCCGACCGCUUGGCAUACGCUGGAAGACAACUUUAACAAUUUAGACAAGACAAAAAUUCAAAAUUGGUCUAUUCUCCUAUGUGAGCUAGUUUAUUCACGCUUGGCCGACCAAUUUGAUUACUUUUAA